Messenger RNA from Arctia plantaginis, 588 nucleotides. The record is from the annotation of a GenBank genome assembly. NCBI's taxonomy places the organism in Eukaryota, Metazoa, Arthropoda, Insecta, Lepidoptera, Erebidae.
AUGUUUCGGAGCCGAAAAUGUCAGGCCAUUAGCGAGGCUGAUGUCCGCCGAGAUCAGGGAACUGUAUUUCAAAAUCGCUCGAAUCCCAGCAGCUCUCGUCUUCGCGUUCGGCGUGGAUCGAGUUUGACUGAUUUAGACAAGUUGCGUUGUGGAGGUGGUUCAAGCGGAGGUGGUUCAAUAGGGGAUUUAAUGAACAUAUUCAGUGGUAGUGCUAAUUCUGUAGGCAGUGACACUCUCGUUGCUAGGACUGUACCUUUGGAGACUGUGCGACGUAAUGUACCGCCUGUGUUGACUCCGCCGUCGCGACCGCCGUCUUCUCCGCUCAUACACGUGUCUCGACCCGUAGGUCCGCUUACAAUGGCGCAGAGAACAUUAAGAUUUAGCAGACUCCUCAAAUACCAGCCUUGUUCAGCUGAUGUUUUCAUAACUCUGGUAAGUGUCGCAGAUUACAAUAUAACUCCUGUAGGUUUUCAACCAAAUACAGUCUUACCUGACAUCGAACAAAUUUUAGUGUUCAAAUGCAGGUUUUACCAUACAAUUGCGUAUAGCGUUGCACAUGAAGGUCAGAUAAUAGAUAAUGGCUGUUAA